AUGGACUUUGAAAUAGACAUCGAGCCUGAACCUGCAUAUGAAAGAGCAGAAGAUAUCAGAGAUGAUUAUGAUGUUGAGAAGUUUAAAAGAUCUGGAGGGCUUGAUACUCAACAUUCUUGCAAUAAUAAUAUUUAAUCAGGAGGAUUAUUCCAUGUAUAUUAUAAAUAAAGAAGCACAUCAUGAGCUGACCACCUAUAACCCAAGAUUUAAGAGAGCAAACGAAGAGCAUCAGAAACCUGAGCCUUCAGAGAUGGAAACUCAGGUAAAAAGACGUAAAAAGAAGAAGAAAAAGAAGAAAGUCUUACAGCCUGAAGAAGAGCAAGAUAAUUUAGAGAAGUACAACAGUCCAGAUAAAAGUCUGGCUCAGGCUCAGGAAGAUCAGUUUGAGCAACGAUAUGAAGCAGAAGUUACCCUCGAAGAGCAGAAGCAUGUUGAAGCAGGCUUUAGUACCAUCCAGGAGGAGCCUAAUGCCUCAUCUGUUGAUUUCUCUAGAGAAAUCAUUGAAACUCCAGAUAAAGUUGAAGAAGUGAAGGUCAAAAACUUGACGUACGGAAGUAAGGAAAUACCUUACCAUGCCAACAAAGAAGGUGGAAGGUUAAUGACUAAUAUCCCCAGAGCAGUGAAAGACACAUCCCAAGACGAUCUCUCAAAGGAUCCUUCUCAAUUUUUAGGAAGUCACAGACUCUCUGCUGACCUAAAGCAUUUGAGAAAUCAUGCUGGUAUUGAAGAAUUCAAAGAAUAUCGGGAUAUCUCUCCUGAGGAGAUACACAACUUGACUUUACUCACUUUGCCUCAGAAGAAGACAACCAGUCAUGCUUGUUUUUAUGGAACUUAUUGUGGUAGGAAGGUAUUCCUCAAGGAAUACAAUGUCUCUGACACAGAUAUGAAGAAGAAAUGCAUAGCUGAGCUCAUGUUUUACUCACAAAAUCCUCAUAUAGGUCUUGUAAAUCAACUUGGUGUCUACCUAGAGCUCUACCCAUUGGUAUACAUUGUUUAUGAGUACUAUACGACUAUAACUCUUGGAGAUUUGAUGAGAGAGGGAAAAUUGGCUGAAAUUAAUGAAAAAUCUAAGUCUCAGCUUAUUGUACAAAUCCUGCACUCUUUGGAAUUCUUAGAAAAAGCUCAAUCUAGAACAACCGAUGAACAAGUGAUUACUUAUAAGCUUGCUUGCAUUGAUCCAGACAAUAUUUUAGUGGUUAAAGCACCAAUAAGCCUAGAGUGUAAAUUAUGUGGAUUUUCAGAUAUAAUCGAAGUUGGCCAAGAUGAAUCCUUCCCAAUUGAUAUUCCUGAAAGUUUAUUUAACUAUCUUCCAAAGUUGAGAUUAUUCAGCCCAGAAUGUAUCCUAUCUAGGAAGCUGUCAGAGUCUUCCUUGGGUUAUUCAGCUGGAGUUAUGAUGAUAUCUAUCUUUACAGAAGAGAGAUUCUUGCCAAAAAUAUCUGAUUUGGAAUAUGUGAAUCUUUUAGUGACAAAGCCUUCUGAAAUAUGGGACACAGAGACAGGCGACUUGGAGAUAUCCUCUUUUCUCUCCAAAAUCCCGUACAAAACUCUUAUCCAGCGCUGCUGCACUUUCGAGGAAGCUAAAAGACUGACUAUUAGUCGUUUGAUUGAGUUUUUGAUGAAAAAACUUUUUUAG
This is a messenger RNA of Moneuplotes crassus, 1633 nucleotides long. The record is from the annotation of a GenBank genome assembly. Lineage: Eukaryota; Ciliophora; Spirotrichea; Euplotida; Euplotidae.